GGUCCGACUGUAGGCGUCGACGUUGCCACCGCCGCAGCCACAUCUUCGGCAUCCUCCUCUUCUUCCUCUUCGUCCUCAGCCUCUUCAUCCUCAGCCUUAUCCUCUUCCUCUUCUUCCUCCUCUUCCUCUUCUUCCUCACCAUCCUCUUCUUCUUCACUCUCCUCCUCCUCCUCAUCCUCUUCUUCACCCUCUUCCGCCUCUUCCGUCUCGUCACGUUUCGACCAGACGGCCAACCAGCGGCAACGUCAACUCUGUACGGACGUCUGUACCGGCGAUGAGGUGCAGACCAACUUUAGGGCUGUUACUGCUUCGGUCCGGAGCAACAGCAACAGCAACAGUAACAGCAACAGCAACGAGGCGUCGUUCGAGGCUCGACCGUCCGGACAGGCUGUGGCUGAUGGAGGUCAGGACGAAAUGGAAAGUACGUUUGUCGUCAAUCGGGAGGCCUCCUCGGCCAAAGGAUUGCGCCUUUCGGAUCUGGUGAGUCCAGUGGCAGAUCGUGUUGGUUUUUCUGCUGAUGUUGGUGAUGGUGGCAAUUGUACUAAUGCUGGUGUCGGUGGUAGUAUUAGUGUUGGUGGCAGGGGUGAUGGUGUUUGUUGUGUGAGUGAGGAUUAUGUUGGCGAUGAUGGUAGCAGUGGUAGUAAUGCUGCUGACAGUUAUGGUGUUGGUAGUAGCAGGGGUGAUGGGGUUGGCGGUUGUGGUGGCGGGAAUGAUGAUAGUGUUGUUAUUGAUAGGGUCUUUGAUGGUAUUCUGGAUGCAGGGUUGUUGUUAUCGUAUAGCGGAGGGUAA
Molecule: messenger RNA, 789 nt
Organism: Protopolystoma xenopodis
Lineage: Eukaryota; Metazoa; Platyhelminthes; Monogenea; Polystomatidea; Polystomatidae
Source: the annotation of a GenBank genome assembly